AUGCAUGACAGCCUCCAUAGGAACUGGAAAACUGGGAAAUCUUACACAGUUAGAGAUCUGGACAAUGGCUACUUCGUUGCUUCUUUUGACAGUGAAGAUGACAUGAAUAGGAUACCUCAAGAUGGCCCGUGGAUGGUAUCUAAUAAAUACUUGCUAAUGCAGAGAUGGAGACCAAACUUUGACCCUUGGGAUGCAGAACUACAAAAGAAAAUUGCCGUGUGGGUAAGAAUUCCUCUAUUGCCUCUAGAAUUUUUCAAUCCAACGAGCCUACGGAUGAUUGGAGAAUUGAUUGAACGGACACUAAAAAUUGACAAGAUGACCUAUGAAAGCGAAAGAGGUAGAUUUGCUAGGAUUUGUGUCGAGGUGGAUCUUAGCAGAAGACUCAAAUCUGCGGUCAAUAUAUUCGGCAAACGGAGGUGCAUAGCUUAUGAGGGACUUUAUCUAAUUUGUUUCUGUUACGGGAAGUUUGGCCACCAUAAGGAUCAUUGUCCUGGUAUCAAGACUCAUCCUGAAGUUGAGAAGAAUGACCGGACAAGCUCCACAGGAAAUGUAUCACAAAAGACAAGUGGAGGAAUUUGGAUUACUUGGAAUGGGACGAUUAUAUCUGUCUCGGUAGAAGGGAAAUCAUAUCAAUUUAUUCAUGCUUGGGUGACCAAGGGGCAUGAAGAGUUCUAUAUAACUUCGGUGUAUGCAAGCACCAAUAUCAACAAAAGAAGACACUUCUGGAGAGAUCUUGCUAAGCUUCAACCAAGUAAUGACAAGCCUUGGGUGAUCGGUGGCGACUUCAAUGCCACUUUAUUCCAUAAUAAAAGGCGUUCCAGUGCUAUUAACCCAACUUCUAUUGACCGUGAAUUUCUAAAUUGGUUUGAGGAGCUGGAAUUGAAUGAUUUGGGAUGUCAAGGUCCUUUCUUCACAUGGAGAAGAGAGGGAUGUGAGAGUAGGAUUGACCGGGUGGUUGCGAACGCUAAGUUUACUGAGACAUACAUGGAUGCAAGUGUUAAACACCUACCUUGGUUUGGUUCAGAUCAUCGUCCUCUGUUACUAAGCACCGCGGUUAAAACCCUUAAUGGCCGAAAGGAUCGACCCUUUCGUUUUUUGGCAUCUUGGGUUUUGCAUGACGAAUUUCCAAGAAUGGUGGUGAAAGAGACAUGGGAUGGUAGUGUAAGCUGGGAGGAAAAUAUCAAAAAUUUCACUAAUGAAGUAGGGAAGUGGAGCCACAACGUGUUCGGGCAUAUUGGGCGAAUGAAAAGUCGUCUGAUGGGGAGACUAGAAGGAAUCAACAAGCACUAUGGCUCUUCUAAUCACUCGUCCUCAAUAGACCAACUUGAUUCCUACCCUCGGUUGGACCAGCCCAUUCUUGAUAGAACCAGCACAGAGGUAGACGUCAAAGAGAUCCAUUUUGCCAUGUUUAGUAUGGGAGGCCUUAAAGCUCUGGAACCAGACGGCCUCAACGCCCUUUUCUUUCAACACCAAUGGGACAAUCUUGGGUCCUCGGUUAUUCAAGUGGUUAAAGAUACUUUCUCUGAUCCAUCGUCUAUUCAGAAACUGAAUUACAUGUUCACAGUGCUAAUUCCAAAAAGGGAGUACCCUGAAACCAUUUGUGAUUUUAGGCCUAUCAUUCUAUGCAAUGUUAUAUAUAAAACCAUUACAAAAGUUAUUGCUAAUAGAAUUAAGGAAUUUCUCCUCGAGGUCAUUUCCCCAAAUCAAUGCAAUUUUGUCCUGAGCAGAACUAGUGCUGAUAACAUUGUGGUUGCUCAAGAAGUUAUCCAUUCGAUGAGGAAUAUGCAAGGAAAGCGAGGAUAUAUGGCGAUCAAAAUUGAUUUGGAGAAAGCUUAUGAUAGAAUUCUCUGGGAAGGCAGUAGGGCAGAAGAAUUUACUCCCACUCGCGGUUUGAGACAAGGAGAUCUGCUCUCCCCCUACCUAUUCAUGAUAUGUAUGGAGAAAUUGGCCCAUUUAAUCCAAGACGAGAUUAAUUUAAAGCAACGGAAACCUAUACGAUUGGUAAGAGACCAACUGAGUAGUUGGCAUGCUUCACGCUUCUCCCUCACUGGCCGAGAUAAACUCAUGAAAUCAGUAAUUGCUGCUAUGCAAGUGUACGUUAUGCAAACUGCUAAUCUUUCCCCAUCUACAUGCAAUGAGAUUGAGAGAAAAGCUAGGAAUUUCUUAUGGGGGUCCUCGGACGAGAAACAGAAGAUGCACCUUGUGUCUUGGAGCAAAUUAUGCACUGAUAAAAAGAGUGGAGGGUUGGGUAUGCGUCAUUUAAAACAACAAAACAAGGCCUUUAUGAUGAAACUUGGAUGGGUCUCGUUCACGAUCAUGAAUAUCUUUGGACCAGAGUUAUUUGAGGGAAAUAUGGCUGUGGAAGUGACUUGA
Neltuma alba is the source of this 2373-nucleotide messenger RNA. RefSeq lists its product as uncharacterized. The coding region runs from base 1 to 2373 and encodes 790 amino acids. NCBI's taxonomy places the organism in Eukaryota, Viridiplantae, Streptophyta, Magnoliopsida, Fabales, Fabaceae. The record is from RefSeq and is a predicted model, not a curated record. The transcript is spliced from 5 exons. Gene Ontology annotation, molecular function: catalytic activity.